Messenger RNA from Eleginops maclovinus (Patagonian blennie), 1471 nucleotides. RefSeq names its product dopamine receptor D4b (gene drd4b). Bases 305 to 1471 code for a protein of 388 amino acids. The transcript is spliced from 4 exons. The record is from RefSeq and is a predicted model, not a curated record. Gene Ontology annotation, molecular function: dopamine neurotransmitter receptor activity, coupled via Gi/Go; G protein-coupled receptor activity. Gene Ontology annotation, cellular component: plasma membrane. Lineage: Eukaryota; Metazoa; Chordata; Actinopteri; Perciformes; Eleginopidae. Gene Ontology annotation, biological process: negative regulation of adenylate cyclase activity; negative regulation of synaptic transmission, glutamatergic; adenylate cyclase-inhibiting dopamine receptor signaling pathway.
GGAAACUGAUCCACACAAUGCCUCUUCCUUCGAGGUACAUUUAUAGAAAGUGUGAAGUGGGGCUAGAUAAACAGAGAAAAGCAGGGUCUGGAUACUGUGCGCACCUUGGCUUCGCGUUUGGGGAGCAGAGCGUAAGAUGAGCGUCCCCACUGGAAGAAAACGCGCUUGUUACUUAACCUGUAACGCCCUACUUGUAUUAAGGCUGCAGGAUACGGCUCAUAGAUGAAAACUACCCCGGGGAGAGUCGUUCUCUGUCGGACAAGGAACCGGUCAGUCUGCGGCGCAAGACACAACACAAGGGACCAUGUCGGACAUCUCCACGGAUUUGAACAACGACACGCUGCCUGCGGGGCAGCUCACACAACUCAACUUUCCUGCGCUGAUAUUCGGGAUUUUGCUUAUAGUGAUCAUCACUGGUGGAAAUGUGCUCGUGUGUCUCAGCGUAAUCCUUGAGAAGGCUUUAAAAACCACCACGAACUACUUCAUAGUCAGUUUGGCGUUUGCAGACCUGCUGCUGGCGGUGCUGGUUCUGCCGCUCUUCGUUUACGCAGAGUUUCAGGGUGGAGUUUGGUCCUUUAACAUGCUGAUGUGUGACAGCCUGAUGACCAUGGAUGUGAUGCUGUGCACCGCAUCCAUUUUCAACCUCUGUGCCAUCAGCGUGGACAGAUUCAUUGCCGUGUCAAUCCCAUUAAACUACAACCGCAAACAUGUGGACCACCGACAGAUCGUCCUGCUGUCAGCCACGUGGCUGCUGGCCCUGGCUGUGGCCUCUCCAGUCAUCUUUGGCAUCAACAACGUCCCAGACCGCGACCCCAGCGAGUGCAAACUGGAGGACAACAACUACGUGGUUUAUUCCUCGGUCUGCUCCUUCUUCAUCCCCUGCCCCAUCAUGGUCCUGCUCUACUUUGGGGUUUUUCGUGGGCUGCGACACUGGGAGGUGACUCGUAAGGUCAAACUACGCAGCAGCAUCGAGGCCUGCAGGAAACUGCAGCAUGCGGCUGUCGCCACCGCCCUCCCACCACUUACAGGCACCAUUCCCGGGCCUCUGCCCAUGCCUCUGCCGAGGAUCAUCGAAAGGGACUUGGCCCAGUCUCGGCUGGAUGACACAGGUGACUUAAUGCAGCAGGAGAUCCCUUAUCCCCGGCAGUACAGAGAGAACUCAGUGCCCACGGUGACGUACAGCCAGGUGCACCGCAAGAAGAGAGCCAAGAUCAACUGCAGGGAGAGGAAAGCCAUGAAGGUGCUGCCUGUCGUAGUAGGUUGCUUCCUGUUCUGCUGGACUCCGUUCUUCGUGGUGCACACGAUGCGAGCCAUCUGUCUGACCUGUGACAUCCCUCCCGCUCUGAUGAGCACCGUAACCUGGCUAGGCUACGUCAACAGCGCUCUAAACCCCAUCAUCUACACCAUUUUUAACACAGAGUUCAAGAAAUUCUUCAAGAAGUGUUUCCAAGUUUCCUUCCACAGACGCUGA